CGGGCUGUUUCUCCUUGCCCCCUCCCCGUCUCCAUCGCUCUAGCUGUCCUGUUCUCGGUCUCCCCAGAGACUUGGUGCGGGUCAUCGCUCCGGAACUUCGGUGUCCAGUCCCCGCGCCCAUGGAAGAACCCCUGGCGUCCAGCUCUGACUCCAAGCCGCCCGAGGAGCCGGGGGCCCGGGCAGAGGUCCUGGAAGAAGUGACAUCAUGUUCCUUCAACAAGCCUCUGUUCCAGCAGGAAGACAAGAGAGGGAUUACCUACCGGAUCCCAGCCCUGCUCUACGUGCCCCCUGCCCACACCUUCCUGGCCUUUGCAGAGAAGCGCUCCUCGGGCAGGGAUGAGGAUGCUCUCCAUCUGGUGCUGAGGCGAGGGUUGAGGACUGGGCAUUCAGUGCAGUGGGGGCCCCUUCAGCCGCUGAUGGAAGCCACAUUGCCUGGACAUCGGACCAUGAACCCCUGUCCUGUGUGGGAGCGGAAGAAUGGCCGUGUGUACCUGUUCUUCAUCUGUGUGCAGGGCCGUGUCACCGAGUGUCAACAGAUUGUGUCAGGCAGGAAUGCUGCCCGCCUCUGCUUCAUCUGUAGUCAGGAUGCUGGCUGUUCAUGGAGUGAGGUGACAGACUUGACUGAGGAGGUCAUUGGCUCAGAAGUGAAACACUGGGCCACGUUUGCUGUGGGCCCAGGUCAUGGCAUCCAGCUGCAGUCAGGGAGGCUGGUCAUCCCAGCAUAUGCUUAUUACAUCCCUCAUUGGUUCCUUUGCUUUCGGUUACCAUGCAAAACCCACCCUCAUUCCCUGAUGAUUUACAGUGAUGACCUAGGGAACACAUGGCACCAUGGCAGGCUCAUUAAGCCCAUGGUGACAGUGGAAUGUGAAGUGGCAGAGGUGACUAGGAAGACUGGCCACCCUGUACUCUACUGUAGUGCCCGAACACCCAACAAGUACCGGGCAGAGGCUCUCAGCACUGACUAUGGUGAAUGUUUUCAGAGACAAGUCUUGAACACACGGCUCUGUGAGCCCCCACAUGGCUGUCAGGGUAGUGUGGUGAGUUUCCGGCCUCUGGAAAUCUUAUGCAGGAGCCAGGUCCCUAGUGGCAAAGAUAUUCCAGCCAUUCAACAGAGCCCUCUACUGGAAAGUACUCUAAGACUGAAGGAAGAAGCUAGUACACCAUCGGAGUCAUGGCUCUUGUACUCACACCCAGUCAAUAAAAAACGGAGGCUCAACCUAGGUAUCUACCUUAACCAGAACCCCUUGGACGCAGCCUGCUGGUCCCAGCCCUGGAUCUUGCACUAUGGACCUUCUGGCUACUCUGAUCUGGCUGUUCUGGAGGAGGAGGGCUUGUUUGCAUGUUUGUUUGAAUGUGGGAUCAAGUGGGAAUGUGAGCAGAUUGCCUUCCGCCUGUUUACAAACCGAGAGAUCCUGAGUCACAUGCAGGCAAAUGACACCAGUCCUGGUUGGAACCUGAAUUAAUAAUUGGCAUAUGUUGCAACUUUCUCCGAUAGGGGGUGGCAGCCUCAGUCAGAACAACAGAAGUUACUGAAGCCUACAUAGAAACCAAGAAGUUACUAUUCCGCUCCCUACCUUUUUUUUUUUCCCAUUUCUCCCCCUACAAAGAACAAACUGAAAAAUUUGCCUGAAGUAGCUAGGCAAUGGAAAUGGCACUGAACUGAGAGUUACAAGACCCUGAUGUGGAAAUGGCUCGGGUCUCCAUCUAUAAAAUGAGAGGAUUAGUUCUGUGAUCUUGUCUUCCCAUCUGUACGUAAAAAAGGUAGAGUGGCCAGAUGCUCCAAGUCCUGGAUGCAUAAAGAACUCUAAUCCCAAAGUGGAACUCAGAGGACUUAUCUUUUUUAUUAGUUUGCCCCUCACUGAGUGUCAUAUGUCAUGGCAAGAAGGACGAUCUAGAAGCUGUCUUCCAUUUUUAAGAAGAAAAGUACUCACACCCUCCUCAUCAUGCUCACAACUUUGCAGACACUCUAUCCCAGAAGAAUGAAAUGAAACAGUAGAGUCAUGAGGUCACCUACCUCUCUAGCUUUGCAACUCUGCUCAAACUUCCCUUCCUCAUCCAGAAAGCAGUAUUUCCCAGAAAGAAAAACAAGAAGUUCAAUGCCAGUAGUUCUUGAUAAUGAUACUUAUUGCUUUUGAUGUCAUUACACUGACAUCAGAAUGAGCCUGAAAUUUAUUUAUUAGGAUGGGUCCUAAUGGAAAAAAGACCUGGGUUAGGACUUUGAAACAUUGGAUGAAACUUAUCACAGUCUGUGCCCUCAGCUUGCUCAUAGUUUAAGAGGUUAGAAGAAGGAAAAAGUUCAAGAAAUGUAGUUGGGUAGACAGAUUGUAGAUGUUGGGCUAUACGCUGGAAUGGUGGUAGCCCCUGAUGUCACUGUCUUAGUUGCAUUUUGAGUGUACCUGGAUCCAUCAGUUUGUCCAGAUUGCUGGGUUUUCCCUGCAUCUCUUUUUCUCAGUAUUGUGUCCUGGGCUAGCUACCCCUUUCUCAGCUGAGAAGGUCUUUACCAUUGGGAAGGUCUCUGGGUUCUCAGCCUUCUGAAUCAGUCCUAUUUAUUUGGAACUGCUUGUGAAGUAGGAAAUCCUCUUUGCU
This is a messenger RNA of Ochotona princeps (American pika), 2586 nucleotides long. RefSeq names its product neuraminidase 3 (gene NEU3). Gene Ontology annotation, molecular function: exo-alpha-sialidase activity. Gene Ontology annotation, cellular component: lysosome; cytoplasm; membrane. The transcript has 3 exons. Gene Ontology annotation, biological process: oligosaccharide catabolic process; ganglioside catabolic process. Lineage: Eukaryota; Metazoa; Chordata; Mammalia; Lagomorpha; Ochotonidae. The record is from RefSeq and is a predicted model, not a curated record. The coding region runs from base 120 to 1463 and encodes 447 amino acids.